This is a messenger RNA of Ustilago hordei, 1338 nucleotides long. RefSeq lists its product as uncharacterized. The transcript is spliced from 3 exons. The record is from RefSeq and is a predicted model, not a curated record. Gene Ontology annotation, cellular component: plasma membrane. Gene Ontology annotation, biological process: transmembrane transport. Gene Ontology annotation, molecular function: water channel activity. The coding region runs from base 1 to 1338 and encodes 445 amino acids. Lineage: Eukaryota; Fungi; Basidiomycota; Ustilaginomycetes; Ustilaginales; Ustilaginaceae.
AUGUCGACCAACAAAGGUCAAGAGAUUUCUCGCACCACUAACCUUACCAACCCACAGCUCUCUGCUGCUGGAACAGGAGUUUACACAGACGCUCAAAAGGCACAACAAGAAGGACUCCGAUCUUCUUCGAGCACUGCUGUAGUCAACGGUAACGGCUACCACCACGCAUCUGACGAGCACCAGUACGGCGGUCUCGCAAUGGCACCCGUCACAACGGGUGAGGGUAACCAUCGCAAGAUGGUCACCCAGCCUUCCCUCUUCUCCCUCGGAUCUACCCCCGAUGGCAACCCUGAUCAGCCUGCUCUGCUCGAACGAAGAGAGAGCAUCAUCAUCGAAGAGCAGCUCCCAGGUUUCAUGAAAGUCGACGAAAAGGAGCACAAGCACCGUCACCACUACCGUGCUGCUCUCCGACGUCGACUCGAGAUCAAGAACAACAUCAUUGCUUUCGUUUCUGAAUUCGUCGGUACCGUUCUUUUCCUCUUCUUCGCCUUCGGUAUUGCAACUCAGGCUGCCAACGCUCGAUCUUCGACCCAGCACAAUGGAGAUGCUACUUCGCUCUCGCAAAACGCUCCUCCCGACACAAACGCUCUUCUUUUCUCUUCGCUCGGUUUCGGUUUCUCGCUUGCCCUGCUCCACCUCACGAUUGCUCAGUUCGCAGGUGGUAUCGCCGCUGCCGCUUUGACCACUGGUAUCCUCCCUGGUAACAUCAACGCACGUACCACCCUCGCCAACGGCACCAACAUUGCACAGGGUUUCUGGUUAGAGUUCUUCCUUACUUGCCAGCUCAUUCUUGCCAUCUUCUUGCUCGCUGCUGAGAAGCACCGUGGUACUUUCUUGGCCCCUGUCGGUAUUGGUCUCGCUCUCUUCCUUGCCGAGCUCUUGGGCACCAACUACACUGGCGGUUCGCUUAACCCCGCUCGUACCCUCGGCCCUAAUGUGGUCCUUGGUCUCUUUGAAUCUUACGACUGGAUUUACUUCAUCGCCCCCUACGCAGCUGCUGUUGUGACCGCCGGUUUCUACCAGGGCCUCAAGUACUUCCAGUACGAAUCCGCCAACAUUGGCCAAGAUGCCGACGACAGCAAGCAAGUCUUCAAGGAUGCUUACGGAAACCUUGUCGGUGUAUUGGAGACCAUGUCUGCGUCCGAGUUCAGCUUUGUUAAGGCUGCUGCUCAGCCAGCAGAGAACGAGAGCACCCACUCUGUUCAUACCGUGGUAAGCAGCUCGAGCAGAGACCAAGGUUUGACUGCGGCGGGAAUGGUCAAGAAGGCAAGACAUGAUCAGGAGAAGGCGGCAGCGGUCAGCCUUGCUCCUAGUGAGGUUAAUAACAAUGUUGCCUAA